Molecule: messenger RNA, 3643 nt
Organism: Scaptodrosophila lebanonensis
Lineage: Eukaryota; Metazoa; Arthropoda; Insecta; Diptera; Drosophilidae
Product: G1/S-specific cyclin-D2
Exons: 6
Coding region: 452-1876 (474 amino acids)
Biological process (GO): regulation of transcription by RNA polymerase II
Cellular component (GO): nucleus
Molecular function (GO): transcription cis-regulatory region binding
Source: RefSeq, a predicted model, not a curated record
CAGUUGUGUUUGAUAUUCACGCCGGGUAGAACAGCAGGCGCGUUUGUGAUAGAUUCGUGGCGUAAAUUAACACAUUUAGCAACAAUAACAACAACAGUAACUACACCAAAAACAAAAAGGGUGACGAACCGUUCAAGCUGAAAAUAUUUGAGCAAAAAGUAUCUCUUGUUGUUGCAAACUAAUCGGUAUUUCGCCUGCACAGUCGCCCCGCAGUUGCCACGAGCUACACACAUUAUUGUAUUAGAAACACGCACACACAAAUACGUACAUAUAUAUCUAUGUACAUGUGUACACAUACAAACAAACGCGUACAUUGGUCUUACGUAGAGAAGCACGAGCAAACAUUUUAAACUGAUAAUUAGAUAUUUGUAAACUACAGAAUCCUCGAAAACUCCAAAUCGUUAUCGAACAAAAAAUUUCGACCUCAUAGUAUGCGCCUUGGAAGGGCAACAUGGAUUUGCGAUGCUCUGAAACCUUUAUAAACGAAGCUCUGAGGAAUAGUCCACAUAUAAAAGAAAUUCUUCCACAUCAGAAAGAGAUUUAUGAAAAAGAACAACAAUAUCAGCGACAGCAGCAACAGCAACACAACUAUAUAAACAGCAACAACAGCAACUCUUCCUCUGCUUGGUCCUCCUGCUCUCCCAUAAGCUCAAGCGCCAGCAGCAACGCCAGCGGCGGUGGCGGCAGUGGCGCAACAGGUGCCGAUGGCGAUAUGGGCGUCAUUGCCUUUGCCCCACUAUUCACGGAGGUACAAAUCGAGAAAGCACAACACCAGACUUUGCUUGGCAUAAUACAGACGCAGUCAAUGCCACCACUUAUCAAAUUCGAGAGUGUUAAUAGUGCAAUCGAUGAUCCGACAUUCAAAACAGAUCGUUGCCUAGAGAUUGCACUGAAGGUUGAGGAGAAGCGUCAACCAAAUAUAAAGCCAUAUUUUAAGAGCAUUCAAAGCGAUAUAACACCGGCGAUGCGCAAAAUAGUGACCGAAUGGAUGAUGGAGGUGUGCUCGGAGGAAAAGUGCCAGGAUGAGGUUGUCUUGCUGGCCAUCAACUAUUUGGAUCGCUUUCUAUCAACAAAGUCGGUACGGAAGACUCACCUGCAAAUUUUGGCCGCUGCCUGUCUACUGCUGGCCUCCAAGCUGCGCGAGCCCAGCUGUCGAGCCCUCUCCGUGGAACUAUUGGUGUUUUACACGGACAAUAGCAUAUAUAAGGAUGACUUAAUUAAAUGGGAACUUUAUGUUCUGGGUCGUCUGGAUUGGGACCUCUCGUCGGUGACGCCCUUAGAUUUUCUAGAAUUAUUAAUAAUACGCUUACCUAUUAAAAGUAAAAAUUUUCCGGAUCUAAACGUUGAAAAAGUGCGACAACACGCACAGGCCUUUAUAUCCAUGGCAGCGAAAGAGCAUCAUUUUGCCAAAUAUUCGGCGAGCACUAUCGCCGCAUCCAGCAUUGUGGCAUCGAUGAGUGGCCUCAAAUGGCAUCUCCGUUCGGGACACAAUUUGCACUUCUUGCUGAAUCUGUUGACCGAUUUGACUAGUGUCGAUCAGGAUCAACUGCAGGAGUGUAUGUUGCAGAUGGAGACCAUCUUUGAAGAGCACAGUCGUAAGCUGCAGCCAUUUCUGGUGAACGUUGAGCAACAGCAGCAGCAACAGCAGCAGCAGCAGCAACAACAGCAGCAGCAACAGCAAGGCUAUUACCAACACCAGCCUCACCAUUUACAGCCACAGCCACAGCAGCAGCAGCAGCAACAGCAACAGCAACAACAACAACAACAACAACAACACCCGCAGCAUUGUACACGAACGGCAGCUAUGCCCGAUCUAACGCAGACAUGCAAGAUGCAGGCGCAGGCUCAGGCCGAGCUACACGACAUCAAGUUCUGAUGUGUGGAGGGAGGGCAGGCGGGUUGAAGGGGAUUGAAGCGGCUUCCUCAUGCAGAUAUGCAACAUAAAAAUGCAGGCGCAGAGCCAGCCAGGGUGGCGGAUGUAGUUGCGGAUUUUAACGGCAUUCAAAUUAACGGUGAAUAUUCGUUAAUGCCGCUAAAACACUUAUAUAGACGUACCUAAGUUGCGUAUAGAAAUGCGAUAUAUUUUUUUUCCUUUUUAAGAAAUCACUCACACAAACCAACCUAUCAUCGAACAGGAUUGGUGUGCAAGUGCUAGGACAUAGAACAUAAAAUAAUAUAUUACUAAAUAAAUUAGUAACACAAAAAACGAAAUCUAUUUAGGUUACUUACCCCCCCCUCCUCCCCCACAUUAGGUAUAUAAGUUUUUUGUCAGUUUGUUGCAUUUGGCAUCUUUCUCGAGUAUGUCAACGAUUCAAUGUGUCCUUUGAUACUAUGGUCACACUGAUUUGAAUAUGACUGAUUGUUUGCAGACAAACUCGUCAGAAUUCAACUCAAAAGCAAUACAAAUUCUAUGCUAAAGAAUAGUGCUGUACUCGCACAAAUGUCUGUGCAAAUAAUUUGUAAUUUGCUCAGCUUAAUGUUAUGGCCAGACAGGCAAAUUAUUUGCACAGAAACAAAUUUUCUCACAAUUUCUCAAGUAGGCCAGGCAAAUCAAUAUAUAGCAAGUUUGAAGAAAAAUUUGCACACAAAGUGUUUGCCAGUGUGACCAUAGCUUAUUACAAAACAGCUGUUACGUAUAUAAACAGAACAAUGUAAUUAUCCUACUCUCAGUUCGUGACAUACUCAAUAACCAGUUGGCAAUCUAAUCCCUACCCCACGCCUCUCCUUACCUUCCUUCCUUCCUUCCUUCCUUCCUUUAUCUAUACACUACUUUUUUUGCUUUAUCAUACAUUACAUUACGAAAUGUAAUAACAUUUAAAUGAGCAAUAAUAAUAUAUGUAUGUGUUUAAUUGUUUAUUUUCGGCUAAAGUUGUUAAUUGAUGGGAACAAUGCACAUUAUUGGCAUGUGUUCUCAAUCAAGAUAAUAUUAUUUCUUGAAAUUAAAUCUAUAUAUACAUGUAUAUUAUUGUACCCAUUUAUAUACAAUUGUUUAUACAUACAUUUACGAAUAAGCAUAAUAUUUUUGCUAAACACUUCAAUGUAUAUACAUAUACAUACACACUUCGAGAUCUGCAAGUAUAUACUAUAUAUACAUACAUAUGUGUACUACAUCUUGUAAUGAGUGUACAUUUUUUACUUCAAAAACAACAAUCAAUCGACAAUAUUUUAAUGCAUUUGCUAAACUAAAACGAAAUAGGAAGGAAAAGAAAAUGAAAGAAGUCAAAAAAAAGAAAGAGACUGAUUCACAAAACAGGUGAACGAAAUGAAAUAUGAGAAAUAUAUGUUGGAGAUAAUACCAAUUACUGAACAGUUUACCAAUUAAAUGAAAUGCCGUGGCAAACGCUUUUAAACUAAACUACCUUCUUUUUUUUUGUUUGUUUAAUUGUAAAUAAAAGAAGAAAAUAUAUAAUUGCUUAUAUUUGUACAAAUCAGUGAGAAACGCAGCCUUUAUUUUUAUGCAUUUAAUGUACGAUGUAAGCCAUGAAAGCGAUUUAAAUAUAUGUUAAACAAUAUCUAUGGUGGAAAUGUAAUGUACAAAGCUAACAAAUUUUGCGGAACUCUGCCUCGCUCUAUACAUUUUUAUAAAUAGAAUUUUAAAAUGAAUUAAUAAUAAAAUGUGAAGUUUAAUUAGAACACCAUGAAA